AUGUCUUCUGCAGCAGAGUUUGAACAAUAUUUUGUUGAAGGUGACACACAACAUGAUAGUGUAAACGAAGCAAGGCCAACUCAAACACUUGUGAAAAACAUGUUCAUUUCACCUUUUUGGCAGUUUGUUAUUGGUGCUACAGUAUUAAAUGGAGCAUACCUGUUAGGAGUGUUUGGCUUUAGUCUGUUAUGGUUACUCCUUGGAAGUUUUCUGUGGGUGGCAUGUGAAGCUUAUAUACAUAAUAAAGAACUUUAUCAAACUGUACGUACUGAUGAAAAAAGUGCAGUGUUAGCAAGACUAGAAGAUUUACCAACAUGGGUCUUCUUUCCAGACACAGAGAGGGUAGAAUGGAUAAACAAGAUCGUUCACCAGUUGUGGCCUUACAUCGGUAAUUUGGUAGAAGAUUUAUUCCGAGAUGAUGUUGAGCCUGCCAUUCAAGCAAGUUUACCAGCGUAUUUACAGAGUUUCAAGUUUGACAAGCUCAUUCUUGGGGAUAUGCCUCCUAGGGUUGGUGGUGUUAAAAUUUAUAAUGAAAAUGUUGCUCGUGAUGAAAUAGUUCUGGAUGUUGAAAUGAUGUAUUCUGGAGACUGUUUAUUUUCAGUAAAGAUGACAGGAUUGAAGGCUGGAAUUAAAGAUGUCCAGUUUCAUGGUACAAUGCGUAUUGAAAUAAAACCACUGCUGAAGCAGCUUCCUCUGGUUGGUGGGAUUAAACUGUUUUUUCUUACUCCCCCUACAAUUGAUUUCAACCUGACCAGUUUGGCAAACAUUUUCGAUAUACCUGGUCUGAGUGACAUCUUGCGUACAGUUAUUGUUGAUCAACUGUCAACUGUGAUGGUUCUACCUAACAAAAUCAACAUAUCUCUUACAGAAAGUGUCAACCUUCGUUUACUGAAAUUUCUUCAACCUGUU
Molecule: messenger RNA, 909 nt
Organism: Limulus polyphemus (Atlantic horseshoe crab)
Lineage: Eukaryota; Metazoa; Arthropoda; Merostomata; Xiphosura; Limulidae
Product: extended synaptotagmin-3-like
Exons: 8
Molecular function (GO): lipid binding
Source: RefSeq, a predicted model, not a curated record